Messenger RNA from Chiloscyllium plagiosum (whitespotted bambooshark), 3839 nucleotides. The record is from RefSeq and is a predicted model, not a curated record. Lineage: Eukaryota; Metazoa; Chordata; Chondrichthyes; Orectolobiformes; Hemiscylliidae.
ACACCCGUGCGGAAGUUCGCAUUUUAAAAACAUCGCUCGCCUAUUCAUCAAUCGCCCUACACGACGGAAGGCGCGCAGAACGACAUCAACGUCCUAAAGCUGAAGGCGUGUGGAAAGCAAAACAACCUUUCUUUAUCCGAUUCAUGCUCUCGUUUUGUGUCUGAACAUUCACAUUCCAACACAAAAUGCACUUUAAAAUUCAAAAUGCACAUGUUUGCAACCACACCGGCCAGUCAGGAUAGUUAAAAUGGAAGGAUGCAUCUGAAUCCAGAACAAGUUGCCUUAAUUGGACAAGUAUUUGAAUCUUAUGUUGUAGAACUCCAUGAAAAUGAUAUCAUCCAUAUUCUACAAGAGCCAGAUACUGGUGCUCACUAUCCAGUAAUUGUGAAUGCACUGACACUGUUUGAAAUCAAUAUGGAAAUUGGUGAAUACUUAAAUGCAUUUCCAAAUGAACUGUUUCCAAUAUUUGACAAUGCACUGCACAGAGCAACCAUGACAAUUCUGCAGUCAUAUCCGGAGCCACACAAUUUGGUGAUGAAACAAAAACUUCACGUGCGAAUUUCAGGAUUGCCACUUUGCCCAGAACUGACAAGAGAUCGCAUACCAAAAACCCGAGAUGUAGGUCAUUUCCUGUCAGUUAUUGGGACAGUCAUACGUACUGGAAUGGUGAAGGUGUUGGAAUUUGAGCAUGAGUAUAUGUGUAACAAAUGCCGUCACAUCUUCACAGUGACUGCAGACUUUGAGCAGUAUUACACCACCUGCCGUCCUGCAUCCUGCCCGAACCCAGAAGGUUGCAACUCAGUGAAAUUUACAUCCCUGUCUGGGUCCAUGUCUUCUCCUGCCAGUUGUAAAGACUACCAAGAAAUCAAAAUUCAGGAACAGGUUCAGAGACUGUCUGUGGGAAGCAUACCUCGAUCUCUGUUGGUUGUACUUGAAGAUGACCUUGUGGAUACCUGUAAAUCUGGUGAUGAUAUUACAGUUUAUGGUGUGGUUAUGCAGAGAUGGAAACCUCUCAGCCAGGACUCCCGUUGUGACUUAGAACUUGUCCUGAAAGCUAAUAAUCUCGAGGUGAACAAUGAACAGCCAACUGGAGUUAUUAUUGAUGAAGAUGUCCAAAAAGAAUUUGAAAACUUUUGGAAGAACUAUAAAGAUGACCCCCUAGCAGGAAGAAAUGAAAUUCUGGCCAGCCUUUGCCCACAGGUAUUUGGAAUGUUCGUGGUUAAACUAGCUGUCGCCAUGGUGUUGGCAGGUGGAGUGCAAAGAACUGAUCGAGCAGGCACAAAGGUUAGAGGAGAACCCCAUCUUCUACUGGUAGGAGACCCUGGUACAGGGAAAUCUCAAUUUCUUAAAUAUGCGGCAAAAAUUGUGCCUCGGUCAGUACUAACUGCAGGAAUUGGAUCUACAAGUGCAGGUUUGACUGUGACAGCAGUGAAGGACUCUGGAGAGUGGAACCUGGAAGCAGGAGCACUGGUACUAGCAGAUGGAGGUCUGUGCUGCAUUGAUGAAUUUAACAGUAUUAAAGAACAUGAUAAAAGCAGCAUUCAUGAGGCAAUGGAGCAGCAAACUAUAAGCGUGGCAAAGGCAGGUCUAGUAUGCAAGUUGAAUACAAGAACAACUAUACUUGCAGCUACAAAUCCAAAAGGUCAGUAUGACCCUGAUGAAUCCAUUACUGUAAAUACAGCAAUUGCCAGUCCACUUCUGAGCAGAUUUGAUCUUGUAUUGGUACUCCUGGAUACUAAAAAUGAAGAAUGGGACAAAGUCAUAGCUUCUUUCAUUCUGGAAAAUAAAGCUUCCCCAACAAUCUCUGAGAAAUUGUGGAGUAUGGAGAAAAUGAAAAUUUAUUUUUGUCUCAUCAAAACUUUACAACCUAAGAUUUCUGGCGAAGCAAAUAAAAUCCUUGUGAAGUAUUACCAAGUACAGCGUCAAAGCGGGUUUAGAAAUGCAGCGAGGACUACAAUACGCAUGCUUGAGAGCUUGAUCCGUUUAGCUGAAGCUCAUGCAAGGCUGAUGUUUAGAGAUACAGUAACCAUUGAAGAUGCCAUCACAGUGAUCUCUGUAAUGGAGUCUUCCAUGCAGGGAGGUGCUCUACUUGGUGGUGUGAAUGCAUUGCAUACUUCCUUUCCAGAAAAUCCAAAAGAGCAAUACAAAAUGCAAUGUGAACUAUUGCUCGAAAGGUUGGGCCUAAAUGAUAUUCUCCAUCAAGAACUCCAAAGGCUUGACAGUGUUCAAAAUGAAAAAGGGCACCAUCUACCUCCUGGAUGUACAAACUCAAGUGACAAAAUUGAUCAGUUUUCGGAUUCAACAAGUGAUGAAGUGAAGCCCAGUUCCGUUCAAGAUGAACAAUCCAAUGGUGGUCUGACCUGGUUUGUUAAUUUUCAAAGUGAAAGUCGUGACAUGGUGUCAAAGGAAGAUGAAGUGGUACAGAAUAAAUCUGCCACACAAAACGUACCAUCAGAGAAUUCUUAUCAAAGUCUUUUUCCUGAUUUAGGUGUCCAUUCACCGCUAACAAAAAAUCUAGAGGGGGUUGCAACAAGUGUUAACACUCCAGAUGUGAUUUUACCACCUGGAAGGUCUUGCAAUCCAGAUCAUGUGAAGUUUGUUGGUUCAGAUCCCAAAAAUUCAAAGACUGACAAAACAGCUUGCACUGACUCCUCAGAACGACCGACAAAUGCUAAGAUUUCUGCUUCUUCAAAUUCGUCUUGUUCUGCUGUCACAGUGCACACAUCAAAAAAGCUUCGUGCUUCCCGGAUUUCACAGAGUGGAAUGUUGUACAAAAGUGGCAAAAUGUUUAGCGAAAGUCACUCAACUAAUUUAAGUGAAACUGGUGAAUUUUCUAAUCUGGCCAGCAUUUAUUCAGAUAACUUGUGUAUGUCAAAUAGUGAUGAGUUAGGCCAAGAGCCUUCACAUGGAAUGCAGCCUGCACCAAAUAAGUCAAGUCAUCCAUAUGGAACAAAGAAUGCGGUGCAGGACAGUGAAACCACUCCCCAGGAAUCUCCAACUAAUGGGAAUUCCGGCUGUCUGUUGACCAAACUGAAAACAUUUGCAUUCAUACCAAAGCAGAAGCUAAGACAUUUAAUUGGAGAUAAUUCUGCUUCGGAAUCAUUGCUGCAAUCUGAAAUUGCAGAAGUUGGGGUAUUAAAUACUGAAUUGAUGUACACUUCAGAACUAGCAGCACCACCCAGAACUGAUGGAAAAAACACCCAAGCAGGACAUGUUCGUACCACUAAAAGUAAAUCUGCGCACAAAAUCAAAACCAAAGAACUGCCUGUUGUACACUGCAGUAAAACUCAGCCAUCCCUCAAAUUACAGAAACCUUUAAGUACCACAGAUGAGGUGCAAAAUUUGACACUGAAUAAAUCAAAAAGUCCACUCUCUACAGAACCUCACACAGACCAACAACCUAGCCAUAGUUCAGCUAUAACUAGUCAGGUGAAAGUGGCCUCCAGUACGUUAGCAAAACUUGCAAGUUUCUCUUUUAGUUCACCUUCUGAGAAGAAAACCAAAAAUGACACCAUAGAAAAGAAGGCAACUAUUGAGCAGCUGAACAGUGUGACACAAAAGGCAGAUGCUGACUCUUCAGCAUCAUCUAGAAAAAGGAAGACUUUUGGAUUAACAUCAGCUGGCACUAUGACCAGUGUUAUGAGCAAAUACCUCUUUUCCACUGAUGAGUUGGAAGACGAUAGUGUUCUGGACUAUGAUUGGGAUGAAGAAGCAAAGAAAAAACCCAGAACAUAAUUGAUAUUUUUCAGAGAUGUACUUCAAUGGUUCCUCUUUACAAGUGUAUACAUAGGUUGAUCAUAAGGUGAAACAAUCAGGCCUUCAGAAUUACGGGGUUUUUU